AUGGUUGUAGACACAGAGGAAGAAGAACAUGAAUGGGCCUCUGAUAAAGAAUUUAUGCAUCCUCCCUUUACCGUCGCCUACUCCUUUCACCGAUUCUGCCAUUGUUCUCCACUUCGUCUCUGUCGAAGAUCCUUCAUCUCCGCUCAUCAUCUUUUUGUUUCUGUUCAAAUUUUUUGUCACAACUUCAAGCUUCCGUUCAAUCCCGCACCUCCGUGGAAUCAUCACCUCCAACCACACCUACCUUCCAUUAUCUCCGCCGCGACCCAACAAAUCGACCUCCACGAUCUCCUCCGCGCAAGUGCAGCUGCGACCUCCCUGCAGCAACACCGACAACCACCGUCAAUUGUUGUUCUGACCCAAUUCCACAGAGCACAGCGGACAACACCGCAUCACCUCCUCUCGCCGGCCGAGAUCCAGUCGCGCCGCCCUUCCAUGUUCAACUCCGAUCUACCACUAUAA
Molecule: messenger RNA, 459 nt
Organism: Vicia faba (fava bean)
Lineage: Eukaryota; Viridiplantae; Streptophyta; Magnoliopsida; Fabales; Fabaceae
Source: the annotation of a GenBank genome assembly